Haemonchus placei is the source of this 540-nucleotide messenger RNA. NCBI's taxonomy places the organism in Eukaryota, Metazoa, Nematoda, Chromadorea, Rhabditida, Trichostrongylidae. The record is from the annotation of a GenBank genome assembly.
AUGCCAUCUCGUCCGAACUUUUCAGUGCCGCUCUCGAGAACGUCAUGCGUCAUCGGACCGCGAGUGAACAUGACGAAGACGAUGUUCAUGCGAAACGGAUUGCUACCUGAUGCUCCUUUCAUGCUGAACGAGAGGAAUAUCUCUGAAUGCUCCAGCCAUGUGUAUCUAGGUCGGGUAGUCAACAUGAUGAAUGGUCUAGCUGCAGAGAUGAGCGGACGUAGACGCGCGAUGUGGGGAGCAUUCAAGAACAUCGAGAGAGUAGUGAAGAAAACGAAGAAUAUCCGGUUCCAUGCUCACCUUUUCGAUACUGCGGCCCUUCCUGUUUUGACACUACGGAAGCAGAGUGAGCAUGCAGUUAGCGUUAUUCAACGCGCUGUGGAAAGGACGAUGAUCAGAAUGUCCCUAAACACGCUAGUGCAGAAGGGUUUACGAAGUUCCGAGCUCCGUCGACGAACGAAGAUCAGGAAUGCCGUUGUUUACGCCAAGAAAUCGAAGGUCAGGUGGGCCGGACACGUUAUGCGACAUAGUGGUGACCGUUGA